Messenger RNA from Phoenix dactylifera (date palm), 2203 nucleotides. NCBI's taxonomy places the organism in Eukaryota, Viridiplantae, Streptophyta, Magnoliopsida, Arecales, Arecaceae. The record is from RefSeq and is a predicted model, not a curated record.
CUGCUAGGUCCUUUGGAUUGGAUUCUGGCGCUGCCUUGCUAACUUGUGAAAAGGCAAAUAGAUAUUUUGAAACCUGAGCUGUGGGAAUUUCUUAAUAGUCAGGUCCAUGGAAGAUAUUAAUAGGCAGUAAGACUUUAUUUAAUUCUUUCUUUUUUCCUUGGUUACAUUUAAUUCUUUCUAUUUAAGUCACUCAUCAAACAAAAAAAUGAAAUAAAUGAAACCGCGAGCUGUGAAGCCAAUGAGACCUUGCCAUCUACUCCACUUGAAGGAAUUUCCUGUAGCCAAAGUUACAAAUGGCUUGCACCUGAGGAUCUCUUACUAUAGUCUUUUACUUAUUGCUAGGCGUGCAAAUAGGUCGAAUCGAGUCAGGUCAUGGUGAUCCCGAUUUAACCCAGUUUCUUGUUCGGAUUCUAAUUUUGGACCCAGACCCAACCGGGUUCGGGUUCGGGUUCGGUUCGGGUCAGAUUCGGAUCAACCUAUCCAUGGCUUUAGAACUUGUGUUUACACCUCACAGGCUGCAGCUCGCAGGCCAAAAUAAUUUUAUAGAUUCGGGUCGAGUCGGGUCGUAGGAUUGAAAAUCCAAAAUUAUUCAAAUUUCAAAUGAGUUGGGUCGGGUCUGAAUUCAAUGAACCCAGAUUCGACCUAGAAAAUAGAACGGAUCCAAUUUUAGGACCUAAAUCGGCCCUAUGGGUCCUCCAAAAUGGAUUGGGUCGGGUCUAAGCAGGUCCGGCUAGGUUGAGUCACGGGUCAACCCAACCCAUUUGCAACCUUACGCAUUGCUUGGAUAAGUAGAUUUGUACCAAAAAAAACUAUAAUUAGGCAAAAAGAGUCUAGGACACGGUCAAAUGGUGACGGCCAUUAAAAAUUUAGUAUUCCUGGGAUAUGGUAGAACAUGGUUGAAUAGAACGUGACACCUUUCAUAUAUCCUCGCUGUUGACCUUGUCUGUGUGGUUUGUAGCUUGCAAACCACCGCUUUCCUCUCCUAUAUUUCCUCCUGCAUUCGCAUUCUCUCUUCACCAAAUCAGGUUUUGAAUUUCAUGCCUUAUAGCCUUCACUUCUUUUAUUUCUUAUCUCUACCGUCUUUUCGCCUUUCAUCUGCUUUUCUUCAUUGCAGAUUGAGAGGCAAAGAUCCAUCACCACACUUCGUUCGCCAGAUGAACGUUUCUUCUUUCCUUCUUACUAAAUAUUCUCUAGCAUAUGAAUAUAUAACGAAGAUACUAGUACUUGAUUUGGUUUUUUGAUCUCUUGGGCUUCCAUCUUCUACCUUUGCAACUAGGAUAUUUGCUUUUGAAUUAUCACCAUGUCUUUCAGCGGCACCCAGGACAAAUGCAAGGCAUGCGACAAGACCGUCCAUUUCAUCGACCUCCUGACGGCAGAUGGGGUUCCCUAUCACAAGACCUGCUUCAAAUGCAGCCACUGCAAAGGAAAUCUUACGAUGUGCAACUACUCUUCCAUGGAUGGGGUCCUCUACUGCAAACCUCACUUUGAGCAGCUCUUUAAGGAGACAGGCAGCUUUACCAAGAAAUUCCCAACAGGUGCAAAGGAUAAGAAUGAACUGAAUAGGACCCCGAGCAAGGUGUCCUAUAUGUUCUCUGGGACCCAAGACAAAUGUGCCAGCUGCAAGAAAACAGCAUACCCUCUGGAAAAGAUAACUGUGGAGGGAGAGUCAUACCACAAGACCUGUUUCAAGUGCUCUCAUGGAGGGUGCACCCUUACGCCAUCAUCCUAUGCCGCGCUCGAUGGCAUCCUCUACUGCAAGCACCACUUUGCACAGUUGUUCAAGGAGAAGGGAAGCUACAAUCAUCUAAUCAAUGCUGCUUCGAUGAAACGGAGUGCUACUGAGCAACAGCAAGAACAAGAGCAAGCACCGGCAGAGCCAGCGCCCGAGCCUGAACAGGACCAAGAGCAAUCAUAAAGGCGUGCUGCUUUAUAAAUCAACAUUUUCUCUUCUUCUUUUUUUUGCCUCUUUUAAUAUUGACUCUUCCAACUUUGGGCUGGUUCUUCUCUUUCAUCUAUAUAUGACUUGUGAUGAUGAAAUAAAUUGUAAACUUGGUUUUACCAUUUUUUGGCGAUGUAAGAUCUUUCAAACCACAACAAUACUUCGAACAUGCCUUCACAGGGCAUAAGUUUGCCUUAAGUAUUUGGGUAGCAAGUUGCCUUGCAAUGUUUGUUAGUGUUGGAUUUGAAGCAAUUUUAAAAAGAG